UUAGAAAGCGGCGGGCGGCGGGGCCAGCGGCGGAGACUUCCAGGACCGGCCGCGGGAGGACCGAGAGCGAGAGAGAAGAUGGUGGAGCCAGGACAAGAUCUGUUGCUUGCUGCUUUGAGUGAGAGUGGAAUCAGUCCAAAUGAUCUAUUUGAUAUUGACUCUCCGGACGUGGUUCUUGGAAAUCCAGCACCAACUCCAGCUGUUCAGCAGUCAGUGCCACUUAGUGCGUUAGAACUAGGCUUGGAGACUGAGGCCACAGCUGCUGUGAAACAAGAACCAGAGACUGUAUCAACUCCAGCCUUAUUAAAUGUUCGGCAACCACCAUCCACCACAACCUUUGUGCUGAAUCAAAUAAAUCAGCUUCCAACUUUGGGGACUACAAUAGUGAUGACAAAAACAACACCUGUUACAACUACAAGGCAGACUAUCACUGUAGCAAAAAUCAUUCAGACCAGCACAACUACUCGACCCUCGGUUGCAGCACCAGCAGUACGCAAUGCCUUGACCACUACACCUUCAAAGGACCAGAUUCAGCUGAAAGAUCUGCUAAAGAAUAAUAGUCUUAAUGAACUCAUGAAGUUGAAGCCGCCUCCUAAUAUUGCCCAACCAGUAGCAACAGCAGCAACUGAUCUAAGCAAUGGUGCAGUGAAGAAGGAGGCUUCCACAAAAGAGGUAGCAAGAAUAUGGAUAAAUGAUAUUAAAAUGAGAAGUUUUUCACCUACUAUGAAAGUGCCAGCAGUAAAAGAAGAGGAGGAACCUGAGGAAGAAGAUGAAGAAGAAAUGGGCCAUGCAGAAACUUACGCUGAGUAUAUGCCAAUAAAAUUAAAAAUUGGUCUACGUCAUCCUGACCCAGUAGUGGAAACCAGCUCAUUAUCCAGUGUAACUCCUCCUGAUGUGUGGUACCAGACAUCGAUAUCGGAAGAAACAAUUGAUAGUGGCUGGUUGUCAGCUUUGCAACUUGAAGCAAUCACUUACGCAGCUCAGCAACAUGAAACAUUCCUGCCCAAUGGAGACAGAGCUGGAUUCUUGAUAGGUGAUGGUGCUGGUGUAGGAAAAGGAAGGACCAUAGCUGGAAUAAUCUAUGAAAAUUACUUGUUAGGCAGAAAAAGAGCAGUCUGGUUUAGCGUGUCAAAUGAUCUGAAAUACGAUGCUGAAAGAGAUUUGAGAGAUAUUGGAGCAAAAAACAUAUUGGUUCAUUCAUUAAACAAGUUCAAGUAUGGGAAAAUUUCUUCCAAACAUAAUGGAAGUGUGAAGAAAGGUGUCAUCUUUGCUACCUAUUCUUCUCUUAUUGGUGAAAGUCAGUCUGGUGGUAAAUACAAAACCAGAUUAAAGCAGCUUCUUCACUGGUGUGGUGAAGACUUUGAUGGAGUUAUUGUAUUUGAUGAGUGUCAUAAAGCUAAAAAUCUGUGUCCAGUUGGUUCAUCAAAACCAACAAAAACAGGUCUGGCUGUAUUGGAACUUCAAAAUAAACUUCCAAAAGCCAGGGUUGUUUAUGCUAGUGCCACAGGUGCAUCUGAGCCAAGAAAUAUGGCAUAUAUGAACCGUCUUGGAAUAUGGGGUGAAGGAACUCCAUUUAGGGAAUUCAGUGAUUUUAUUCAGGCUGUUGAAAGAAGAGGUGUUGGUGCCAUGGAAAUAGUUGCUAUGGAUAUGAAGCUGAGAGGAAUGUACAUAGCAAGACAGUUGAGUUUUUCAGGUGUAACUUUCAAAAUUGAUGAAGUUCUGCUUUCACAGGAAUAUGUUAAAAUGUACAAUAAAUCUGUGAAACUGUGGGUCAGUGCUAGAGAGAGGUUUCAACAAGCAGCCGAUCUUAUCGAUGCAGAACAACGAAUGAAAAAGUCUAUGUGGGGUCAGUUUUGGUCAGCUCAUCAGAGGUUUUUCAAGUACCUUUGCAUAGCAUCUAAAGUGAAGAGGGUGGUGCAGCUAGCUCGGGAAGAAAUCAAGAAUGGGAAAUGUGUUGUUAUUGGCCUGCAGUCAACAGGAGAAGCAAGAACAUUAGAAGCUUUGGAGGAAGGCGGUGGUGAACUGAAUGACUUUGUUUCUACAGCAAAAGGAGUAUUCCAGUCUCUUAUUGAAAAGCACUUUCCAGCUCCUGACAGGAAGAAGCUGUUUAGCUUGUUGGGAAUUGACUUGACUGCUCAAAGUAAUAACAAUUCACCCAGAGACAGCCCUUGCAAGGAGAACAAAAUAAAGAAACGGAAAGGUGAAGAAAUAAGCAGAGAAGCCAAAAAAGCUCGCAAAACAGGUGGCCUUGCAGGUAGCAGCUCUGAUGAGAGUGAAAGUGAAUCUGAUGCUUCGGACAACGAAGAGAGUGACAAUGAGAGCUCCAGAUUUUUGAGUUCUGGAGAUGAUGACGACUUCAACCCGUUCAGAGACGAAUCCAGUGAAGAUGAUGAAGAUGAUCCCUGGUUAAUUAGAAAAGAGCAUAAAAAAAAUAAAGACAAGAAAAAGAAGAAAAGUAUAGACCCAGAUUCUAUUCAAAGUGCCUUACUAGCUUCUGGUCUUGGAUCAAAACGACCUAGCUGUUUUACUUCCACUGUUGGUACCACCACUUCUAGUACCAACACGUCAGCAAACAGUAACACAAACAGCAGCUUUGUAACAAGUCAGGAUGCUGUUGAAAGGGCCCAACAAAUGAAAAAAGAACUGCUUGAUAAACUGGAAAAGCUGGCUGAAGAUCUUCCACCGAAUACACUGGAUGAGCUUAUAGAUGAACUGGGUGGUCCUGAAAACGUUGCAGAGAUGACAGGCCGCAAAGGGAGAGUUGUAAGCAAUGAUGAUGGCAGCAUAUCUUAUGAGUCAAGAUCUGAACUUGAUGUGCCCGUUGAAAUCCUGAACAUCACGGAAAAGCAGAGGUUCAUGGAUGGAGAUAAGAACAUUGCCAUAAUCUCGGAGGCUGCCAGCUCUGGUAUAUCAUUGCAAGCAGACCGCAGAGCUAAGAAUCAGAGACGGAGAGUUCACAUGACUCUGGAGUUGCCGUGGAGCGCGGAUAGAGCAAUACAGCAGUUUGGAAGAACUCAUAGAUCCAACCAAGUGACUGCUCCAGAGUAUGUGUUCCUAAUUUCUGAAUUGGCAGGAGAGCAAAGAUUUGCAUCCAUAGUUGCAAAAAGACUGGAGAGCUUGGGAGCCCUCACCCAUGGUGACAGACGGGCUACAGAAACUCGAGACCUCAGCAGAUUCAAUUUUGACAACAAGUAUGGCAGAAAUGCUUUAGAGAUUGUUAUGAAAUCCAUUGUGAACCUAGACUCACCAAUGGUCUCGCCUCCUCCUGAUUUUCCUGGAGACUUCUUCAAAGAUGUUCGUCAGGGAUUGAUUGGCGUAGGCUUGAUAAAUGUAGAAGACAGAUCUGGAAUCCUAACACUUGAUAAAGAUUAUAACAAUAUAGGGAAAUUUCUGAAUAGAAUUCUUGGUAUGGAAGUACAUCAGCAGAAUGCUUUAUUCCAGUACUUUUCUGACACAUUAAAUGCGGUUAUUCAAAAUGCUAAAAAGAAUGGAAGAUACGAUAUGGGCAUCUUAGAUUUGGGCUCUGGGGAUGAGAAAGUAAGGAAGGCAGAUGUUAAGAAGUUUUUAACUCCUGGAUAUUCUACCUCUGGACAUGUAGAACUAUACACAAUCAGUGUAGAGAGAGGAAUGUCUUGGGAUGAAGCAACUAAGAUCUGGGCAGAACAGACGGGUCCAGAUGAUGGAUUUUAUUUAUCACUGCAGAUAAGAAAUAACAAGAAAACCGCUAUUCUAGUAAAAGAAGUGAAUCCUAAAAAGAAGCUUUUUUUAGUAUACAGACCAAAUACUGGGAAACAACUCAAACUAGAAACAUGUGCAGACCUGAAAAAGAAAUACAAGAAGGUACCUUCUGAAGACGCUCUGCCACACUGGUUAGAGCAGUACAAUUCUUCUGCGGAUACCUGCACCCAUGCUUAUUGGAGAGGCAAUUGUAAGAAGGCAGGCUUGGGAUUAGUUUGUGAAGUGGGACUCCGCUGUCGAACUUACUACGUCUUGUGUGGUUCAGUAUUGAGCGUCUGGACAAAAGUAGAAGGCGUUCUAGCCUCUGUGAGUGGUACAAAUGUGAAAAUGCAAAUAGUUCGUCUAAGAACAGAAGAUGGGCAGAGGAUCGUGGGUUUGAUCAUUCCUGCAAAUUGUGUAUCGCCCCUUGUAAACCUCCUGUCAACGUCAGACCAGUCUCAACAGCUUGCAGUACAACAGCAGCAGAUAUGGCAGCAGCAUCACCCGCAAAGCAUCACCAAUUUCAACAAUGCAUAAGAGGACAAGCUACAGGUGUUGACUUUGGUGUUUGAGGAAAAGGCUGUAAAAGCAUAUCACUUGCAUAAAAAUCAGGGACAGAUUCCAAAGAAAUACAACUUUUUCAGUUCAGUUGUGUGCUCUCAAAUACUUUGGGAAUAAAGACAUCUAAAAAGGUUGGUAGAACUGAAAGCCAGCAGUUGUUUAUGGUGGUGCAUCUGUCUUUCCUUAUGCUCUCUGUAGUGCUUCCUGUUUGCUUUUACUUUUGGCCUUUUAAGCUACAAACCACAAUUUGUUUGAAAAUGCUUGAAAAUCCCCAAGCAGGCUUUAUUUUUAUCUUGUUAUACAGUGCUCAGGGUUUAACGCAGUGCAUCAAUGCCAUUGCUGUGGGAGAUAUCCUUGAAUGCAUGUAUUGAGUAUAUAUAUAGAAAAUAUAUAUUGGGUUUUUCUCUUCAAUUUAUGAGUUUAUAAAAGCAUGAAACCUAGAGGUUGCACAUCAUGCAUUCAGGUUCCUUCCCAGUUUCUGUUUGACAGUGCAUGUCUCUGGAAACGGGCAUGGACAGGAUAAACACACAAGACAGGAAUUCAGAGAGAAACACAAUCUUAGUUGUACAGCAUUGGUUAUUGCAUUUUUAUAGUGUUUAUACCCAGGUGUUGCAUUUUUUCUGGUUCUCUCCUGGGGGUUAUAUAUUUGAGUCUACAACAUGUUCUUUUUGUGAUAAACAUCUUAAAUUAAAAUUAGUUCAUUUUUAAUGUAUUAAUGGUAUUCCUAAUGUGUACUGCAAAGAUGGCUGGAUGCCUAUUUUCCUUAAAUUGAAGCAUUUCCUUAAUCCAGGUGGUUAUGGAAACUUAAGUGCAAAUUCACUUCCAUCUCGCAUACAAUCUUAUAUUUUUUACUUCAUUAAUGUAAUUUAAUUUGUCACUUGUAAGAUGAAACCUUACUUGAGCUGUAAAUUAGAGAAUGGGAAACACUUGAGGGUUCCGCUGUAUGUGCUGUUUCUGUUACCCAGUAACUUGAAUACUGUUUAAUAUGUUGUAAGACAUUGUAGAGUUUAUCUGGAGCUGUUUAAAAGAAAUUGUAAUGUACAAAUGUGAAUAGUCACUUAUCUAUAAUAUGGGUAAGUUUUGUUUUGCCUAUAAUAGUAGAUGUUUAUAAGAAAGUGAAGGACAAUGUUUGUCAUUUCUUGCUUGCACAGGUUGCACUAUUGAAAAAUUGAGAUUGUAUAAACCUGUCCAAAAAACCUACAAGAUAAUGAUCUUGUAGAUGUCAAAUAAAAGUUAUUGUACUAACAAGAAGUGGAGUCUUGUUUAGGCAAUCACUGUAUUCCAAAAAAAACUAACAAGUCUGUACAAUUGGAAUUCGACAGGACUUGGCAUGUUCCAGUCUGCUUUAACCAGGCUUCUGUCUUGCAGUCCAAAUAUCUCAGUUGAACUCAUUAAUGAGGCAAGAAGCAAACUGUGUUUAAACCUUGAUGCAUAUUUCAAGUAAGGCUCACCUGACAGAGCAGCAAUCCGCGGUAGCGUAUGUCACUUCUCUAAACACUCGGUGAGCCAGAUGCAAGUGUCACAAAGAGUUUUUUCCAUAAGUAACGGGGCCAGAAGUUCCACAACUUCAGGCUGAAACGAGCUCCCUUACGGGAAUUAUUUCGCUUGAGGUUCUGUAAACGCUGCCUGCGCCGGCACCCCAGUGCGGUAACAGAGCGCCCGCUUGUCGGCAAAGGCGGGCUGCCUGCUGUCCUCAGCUCCCGGUCCGAAACGGUCACGGGGAUGAAUCCCCUGCACACCCUUGUGACUAACUGGAAAUACCGAUCUAGAACAAAUCGGUAUGCUCCCUAUUGCCGUAGCGCCUGCUGCAUCUCUAUAAAGUACUUGUAAUGCAGGUGGUAGGUAUGUUGGGAGUUUUUUAAUCCUCUGGCAGGAAGGGGAGGCUUGCCCGAGUGCUGUGAUACCAGUAGGAGCUGAUUACGCCCUGGAGAACCGUAGACCACAGACAGGGUGUGGGGGAGGAUGUGCACGUGUUUUGUACCCACCAUUGGAUGUAUUUGGCAUCCAUUCCAGCAAAAGUAAUGGGAUUUGGAGAAGUGUGUUGACAGAUUACUAUUGCAGCAGAUAGUGAACCAAAUAGCUAGUAACAGCAAGCUGUGUGUGGACUUUGCUGUCUUUUUUUUUUUAAUUAUUUUUAUUUGGUGUAGAAAUUUCUACCAUCUGAGAUGGUAGCAUAAUAGUUUAGAUCUUAAUCCUCAGUAAGAUGGUUCUAGAAGUGGUAGGUUCACAAACAGUGAUUUUCUUUUUUUUUUUUUAAUAAGUCAUUAUUUAAAUAUACUUCAGUUCCUAAGUGUUCUUCUCAGCCUGUUGUGCUAACUUUAGUUGUUAGGAUGAGCAAACAUUGAAUUGGAUAUUCUCUGUAUUGAUAACCAAACCACACUACUUUAUUUCGGGAGUUCAUAGCGUAUGCUGUUCACUCACACCGUCUUAAAGUUCCCAUGGACUUGAGUCCCCUGGAGGGAAAAAAACCAACAGUACUUAGAAGAUCCAUAAGAACUGUUCCCAUUCCAGAAAUCCAUUCCCCCACUUGCUCUCCUUUGCCUGCUCUGCUACUUGCCACCAUCAAUGCCUUGGCUUUGUCAUUCCGUUACUAACACAUCUGCAUGCACAGCUCUGGAGUGUUAGAACAUCUUAAAGGUUAACAUCCAAAAAAAAUUGGCCUUCAAGCUACAGAAACGUUUUCUCUCUUGAAAAUUCCUGCUCGGUGGUUGGGGUGUGGUUUUUUGAUAGUAGUUUGUUCCUUGCAGGAGCUGCUGAUAAAGCUUGGGGGAGAGGAGGACUAUAAAUAGCACUGUGGAUGGGAUAAGGAACGGCUAUGCGGUAUCCUCUUGCAGCACUGCCCAUGAGACAAACAUCCUCACAGGGAGGAAAAAGGAGAGACCAAUUGUCAUGUCAUAGAAAUUAGCAGGCUGGGCAAGACUGGUCUCGGUAUUUUUCCUACCUGUGGGGCAUUGAUCUGCUUUGUACAAAUCACCAUCUGAAAUGGAUAUAAAAUUUAUAAAGGCUAGAUCGGGGCAAAGCUAAAUGUAAAGUGAUAGUAAUGUCUGUACUGCGUGCGUUUUGGAAGCAUGCUGUAGAAGGGGAAAUACAUAUUUAAGUUGACUUGGGAAUUGAAGGGAUAAAACUUUGGGUUUUCUUUUUUAAACUAUCCCUUGACAGCAACUAAAUUUUGACUUGUUAACUAGUUUCAUACUUAAGAUGUCUGACACAGCAAAUGCAAUUAUAACCCGCUAAAAACCCCCUCUGCACGGCAAGUUUUCAGGUUUUUUUCCAAUCGCUGUAUGGUCCGUUGGGAACACACACCUCUUGUAAGGACUUAAAAGUUCCCCAAAGAUGCUAGUUGUCUAGUCAGUGUGUAGUAUCUUCUUUGUAAAUGAAGAAAGCUCUGCAACCUGUAAACAUUUGUCAAGUGAAUUAUCAAGGGGUUUUUGUAUUUUUCUUUUGCGUUUGGAAUAAGCUUCAUUCAGAUCCCAUCGCAGUCUGUACAUAUAUGAAAGAGUAUGUAUGUAUAUAGAGAUGUUAAAGGCUACUGAAUUAUUGAAUGUAAAUAACUCUUGUUUUCCUUUGUGUUUUUUUUUCUUCAUGACCUUCCCAAGAUGUAUUCCUAUUUUCUCAACCUGCCAAACAGGCAGUUUGUGUGUACUUUGAAAUAUAUAUAGCAUAUAUAAAACUUCCAAGGGAUGUGUGCAUACAUUGUA
Molecule: messenger RNA, 7976 nt
Organism: Gymnogyps californianus (California condor)
Lineage: Eukaryota; Metazoa; Chordata; Aves; Accipitriformes; Cathartidae
Gene: SBNO1
Product: strawberry notch homolog 1
Exons: 32
Coding region: 79-4254 (1391 amino acids)
Biological process (GO): regulation of DNA-templated transcription
Cellular component (GO): nucleus
Molecular function (GO): chromatin DNA binding; histone binding
Source: RefSeq, a predicted model, not a curated record